CCCUGCGUGUUGAAUUAUUAGUGUGCAGGAGGCAUGGGAACGUGCUGUGUGCAGGAAUGCAGGAAUCCUUUUGUUGAUGCGUCUCUAAGGUGACUGACUGCACAGAACAGCACAAGGGGCGGCCUGGCAAGCGGACACUUGGCUUAAAGACAUCAAUCUGGAAAUAAAUCGAUCGGACUUUAAGUGAAGCGGAACUCAAGGUGCUUCCUCAAAGGUGUUUAAACCGUCUGUGCACAUGGAGGCGAGCCUGACAUCAGCCCCUCACUCGGUGAAGCGGUGGCAGCUGAGCGGGACGGACUAUGAGCCGCAGCAGGCCGGCACCCUGCUGUCCGACACCCGCUUCAGCAGCUGGACUCCCCUGAACAACAAGCGGAUCAACCUGCAGUUAUUUGAGGAGAGAGUGAAUCUUGUGCUGCGCUGGUUUGAUCUGUGGACGGACAGACAGAGGAAACACCUGCUGCACUCUCUGCUCACUCGUUGCACCAAGUCACAGCUCAAGUACUGCCAGGAUUUGCUGAUUGAGACGGUUCCGGUCACUAAAGUGGACCUUACGUCGGUGCUGCCUCGGUUUCUCUCCCUGUAUGUGAUGUCAUUUCUGUCCCCACGUGACCUUUGCAAAGCUGCCCAAGUCAGCUGGCACUGGAGGGUUCUAGCUGAGCAGGACUGUCUGUGGGCGGGCCGGUGCAUCAGACGAGGCUGGUUCCUUCCUUACACUCCUGGAGAAAAAGAGUUUGGUGCAUGGAAAAGUCACUAUGUCUCCUGCCUCUCCACACUUGACUGGCUCACUCCACGGGAGGCAGCAGAGAUGUAUGGGACCCUUAACCAGGAAAACACAGGAAUAACAGAGGAAGAGGAAGAGAGGAGGAGGGAGAAGAGGAUCAGGCAGCAAAUCAAAGAAAAGCUUCGAGAGGAGAAGAGACUAUCUGUGAGUGCCAGGAGACCCUGGGGCAGCUACACAAAGCCAGAAAUAGCCAGAGGUGGAGGUACCCAGAAAGGGAGACCCGAGUCUGGCCUAACAUUCAUCUCUCAGCCCUCCCUCUCCUGGCCUCCAAGGAGCGUUGGCUCUUCCAGCCACUCUCUCAGCCUGGAAAGAGGACAGCCCACAAGUGCACUUCAGACCUGGGAGAGAGUCCAGGCCUCCAGCAUUAGCAGACCUGCACAGCCUCACACAGUCUCUCCCCUUCACCUAUCCGCUCCUGCCCUGCUACUGCUCAUCUCCAACAGAAUUCCUGCGUAUGAGCUGGUGUUGAGCGGAGUGAAGCCCGGUGCGAUUGCGGUUCUCUAUGACCAUAGAGGGACUCUCUCAUCUCUGCUAACCCAGGUGGAGAGGGCUAUUUCUGGGAAGCCAGCUCAGAGGAUUGGCCUGCUAGCUUGCGGAGGAACACAGGAAAUUCACCUGCUUCACAACUCUAGCCUAUCAGAGAAGACUCUACUGACUCCUGAUCAUAGGGAAUUCUGGGAAAAACUGUGUGGCAUGGUGGCUCCAACUGAGGAAGGAGGAGGGAUUGACAUAUUCUGCCCGCUGGCUGCAUCUGCAUCAGGAGUGACUCUCCUCCAGAAUCUCUCCACUCUGACUGGUCUGGAGGUUCGGGCACCGGUGGGUGUGGCCACCGGGAAUUUCCAGAACAUCCUCAGCGAGUGGUCUGACGGCAGUGUGCCUACUGGCCUCUCAGAGCACCAGCCAGCACUCCCGGCCCUGCAGUAUGUGUGUGAGGCUGUACUGCAGGGCUGGUGCACACAGGCUCAUUGGAUGGAGGAGGCUCUGGUAGAGCUGAGGAGCACCUUAGGGCUACAGCUACAGUGGACCAGCCUCCAGGCCAGGGGCCGAGCUCUGGGCUAUUUUCUGUGGGAGAGAAUCCGCCUUGAUGAGAUUUGUGUGUCCAGAGAUCUCAGCGAGGCUCUGAUCGAAGGACUCACUGCUCUGACCAGAGAGGAGGAGACCCGACCUGUGGAGUUUCUUUCCAUCUUUCUGAAAAACUGGAAUGAAGAGAAGAAGGGACAAGAGGGUAAUGGACAGGACAGCAGUGGAUCUGAUGGUGGUUCACAGACAUGCUUCAACGUGAUACCUGAUCUACCACAGAUGGUUCUGGAUUGGAGAGGUGCAGCUGCGAGAGAGCUGCACCACAGCGAGUGUCUUUAUCUUGGAAAGCUGAGCGCUGUGCUGAAGGUGUACAAGGAGCCUCUCACAGCAGCUCUGAACUCCAACAGAGCCAUUCUGAGCUAUGCUGACAUCCAUGUUGUCCUCAGUCCUGUUGCACAAAUACUGGAGCUCAACAGGGUGUUUCAGGCUGAUUUACAGGUGCGGCUACAGCAGUGGGGUGCAGAGAAGUGUAUUGGAGAUGUUUUCGUGAAGUUCUGCUCAAAACUUAAAGUCUACACAAACUACCUCAACAACUACACCACUGCCAUCCACACCAUUGAUAAGUGCAGGGAGAGCAAGCCAUCAUUUCGAGCUUUCUUGAAGAGAUCAGACAGAACACUUGCAACUCACAUGCUGAGCCUACAAGAGCUGCUGCUGUGUCCAGUGUGGAGGAUGCAGGAGUAUGUGACUCUGCUUCAAGCUCUGUCCUUGCACACACACCCCGGUCAUCCUGACCACGCACAUCUCCGCUCUGCCCUCAACACGCUGCUCCAGUUCAGAGAGUUCAUACACAAGUUAAAGCGCACCUCAGAGGCAGACAGACUGAUAGAGGAAACGCAGCGACAGAUUCAAGGCUGUCCGAAGCUCAGUGAAGACAACAGGCAACUAAUAAUGACUCAGGAUGCUGCUCUGCACAGGAGCCCUGAUGAGCAGAUACCGGAUUCUCUCAAGACCUAUGAGCACGUCUGUGAUGUGGGCCUCUUCCUGUUCAACGAUGCUUUGGUGUUGACUCGGCAAAAUGUGCGGCACACACCUUUCACGCUGGCUCACCAGAGCACGCACACAUUUCUGGCCUCUGUGGCUCUCACCAGCCUGUCUGUGAGAGAGAUCAGGCACACACGCUAUGUGAGCCAUGCCUUUGUCCUCGAGGGUCCCUGCCACUCCUGGGUCUGUGCCACACAGAGAGGCGAAGAGAGACGGCACUUCCUGUCUGUGCUGCGUUCAGCUAUAGGGUGUGCUUUGGCAGGACAUCAGUGA
This is a messenger RNA of Pelmatolapia mariae (spotted tilapia), 3118 nucleotides long. Its product is annotated as epithelial cell-transforming sequence 2 oncogene-like. NCBI's taxonomy places the organism in Eukaryota, Metazoa, Chordata, Actinopteri, Cichliformes, Cichlidae. The transcript is spliced from 21 exons. The record is from RefSeq and is a predicted model, not a curated record. Gene Ontology annotation, molecular function: protein binding; guanyl-nucleotide exchange factor activity. Bases 236 to 3118 code for a protein of 960 amino acids.